Messenger RNA from Passer domesticus (house sparrow), 1838 nucleotides. RefSeq names its product makorin ring finger protein 1 (gene MKRN1). The transcript is spliced from 9 exons. The record is from RefSeq and is a predicted model, not a curated record. Bases 40 to 1611 code for a protein of 523 amino acids. NCBI's taxonomy places the organism in Eukaryota, Metazoa, Chordata, Aves, Passeriformes, Passeridae. Gene Ontology annotation, biological process: protein polyubiquitination. Gene Ontology annotation, molecular function: ubiquitin protein ligase activity; metal ion binding.
AAGUUCCGGCGCUGCCGCCGCUUUGCGGGAUAAACAGUAAUGGCGGAGGCGGUGGCGGCGCUGGAGACAACGGCGGGCGCGGCGGGCGCGGCCCUGGGGUCACCCGCGGCGGCAGCGGGAGCGGCGGCCGUCGCCUUCGACUUCGCGGCCGUGCCGCCGCCAUCCGCGGGGCCUGGGGGAGGCGGUUGGACCAAGCAGGUCACCUGCAGAUACUUCAUGCAUGGAGUCUGCAAGGAAGGAGACAACUGCCGCUACUCCCAUGAUCUCUCCACCAGUCAGUCUGCCAUGGUGUGCAGGUAUUACCAGCGAGGAUGCUGUGCUUAUGGAGAUCAUUGCAGGUAUGAACAUACCAAGCCACUAAUACAGGAGGAAGUGACUGAUGUUAACCCAGAGGCAGAAAUCUAUCCAUCAGUGUCCUCAGAGUUUGCAUCGCUCCCUGAAACAGUUGAAGAAUUUAUUGCUGAGAUAGAAGAUGAAAAUACAGAUCUGGCAGUAGCAGCAGUAGGGGCUGAAGACUGGGUGAAUGCAGUGGAGUUUGUCCCUGGGCAGCCGUACUGUGGACGUGGCCCCCUUCAGGUCCUGGAAGGCUGCAGUAAGGUCACCCCGGAGCCUUCUCUUCUCCAGGCCGAACAACCCGAACUCUCUGAGCCUUUCCUCAUAGGGGAGGUGUUCCAUCCCUCUAACCAUCUUCAUGGCCCUCAGCUAGCUGCUCCUUUCUGUGCUGAAGCACCCUUGCAGGAAAUGGUGAUUGAAGAAGAAUACGAGAAGCAGCAGGCAGAUGUGGAGAUGAAGAAGGAGCUGUGCCCCUAUGCUGCAUUAGGAGAAUGUCGUUAUGGAGAAAACUGUGUGUAUAUCCAUGGGGACGUGUGUGAUAUGUGUGGCCUGCAGGUCUUGCAUCCCAUUGAUGCUGCUCAGAGAUCUCAGCACAUAAAGUCUUGCAUUGAAGCUCACGAGAAGGACAUGGAGCUUUCCUUUGCCGUCCAGCGUAGUAAAGACAUGGUGUGCGGGAUCUGCAUGGAGGUGGUGUAUGAGAAGGCUAAUCCUAGCGAGCGCCGCUUUGGGAUCCUCUCCAACUGCAGCCACACUUACUGUCUCAAGUGCAUCCGCAAGUGGAGGAGUGCUAAACAAUUUGAGAGCAAGAUUAUAAAGUCCUGCCCAGAAUGCCGGAUCACGUCUAACUUUGUCAUUCCAAGUGAGUACUGGGUGGAGGAGAAGGAAGAGAAGCAGAAACUCAUUCAGAAAUACAAGGAGGCAAUGAGCAACAAGCCAUGCAGGUAUUUUGAUGAAGGCCGUGGGAGCUGUCCAUUUGGAGGGAACUGUUUUUACAAGCACGAAUAUCCUGAUGGCCGCCAAGAGGAGCCGCAAAGACCCAAAGUAGGAACCUCAAGUAGAUACCGGGCCCAGCGGAGGAACCGGUUCUGGGAAUUCAUUGAGGAGCGAGAGAAUGGUGAUCCCUUUGAAACCGACGAGGAUGAGGUGGUGACCUUUGAGCUUGGUGAGAUGUUGCUUAUGCUGUUGGCAGCCGGAGGUGAUGAUGAGCUAACGGAUUCCGAGGAUGAGUGGGACUUAUUUCAUGAUGAGCUGGAAGAUUAUUAUGAUUUGGAUCUAUAGCACCUGUCAGUGGAGUGUGGACUGUUGUCUUGGCUUCAGGCAGUAGCUAUUACCUGUGGUGUUGUGGCAGUGCCUGUGUUUCUCCUAGGCAGGCCGAUCAAUUCCAGGUGCUGUUGUAAUAACUUUUACCCAGGGUCUGUCUCUUCCCUUCCCCUCCUUUCCCACCCCAGGAGUGUUGUUUUUCCUCUGUUUCAACAAAUAACAAUAAAUAAAUCUUUAAAAUGUUA